AUGCACACAGAUCCAGAUCCUCAGAACUGUUGUAAGGAGACAAGAGAAAAUUUCCGGAAGACUCCACAACCCAGGCCGCAGCCGCUGGUCCUGGUGCUGCUGAAGUCCCAGUUCCGCAAGCUCUCUCUGCGUCCGCAGGCGGGUACGUGUGCGUCACUGCGCUUUACGUCAAGUCGUGACGCUAAGAGAUGGGAUUUGAAGCUUCCGGGAUUCUCUGUGAAACGGGAAGUGGGAACCCUCAGUCCGCAGCGGGACUUCCGGCAGUAUGAGAGCUGUGUAGGGGGAACGGCAUGCAGGGAUUCUAGCAACCGCCAUUGCUCUCUCAGCCUGCGGCUCACUGACAGCUGGGGGCCCGGUAAUCACUUUCCCUCAGACAGAAUGUGGCUCCUCCUCCUGUUGCCCCUUUGGGGCGGAUGUGCCGAGCCAGGCGACAGUGAGUGGGUGAAUCUGCCCAGCAAGUGUGAAGUGUGUAAGUACGUGGCGCUGGAGCUGAAAUCUUCCUUCGAUGAGACGUCUCGUACCCGGGAGCUGAUCGACACUCGCUACGGGUUCCUGGAGGACGACAAGAAGGCAAAGAAGAUUAAAUACACCAACUCGGAUAUCCGCCUGAUUGAAGUCACCGAGGGUCUCUGCUCCCGACUCCUGGAAUACAAUCUGCACAAGGAACGGAGCGGCAGCAACCGCUUUGCCAAGGGGAUGUCGGAGACAUUUCAAACUCUGCACCAUUUGGUCCAUAAAGGGGUGAAGGUUGUGAUGGAUAUUCCCUACGAGCUGUGGAACGAGACCUCCGCUGAGGUGGCCGACAUGAAGAAGCAGUGUGAUGUAAUGAUGGAAACCUACGAGGAUGUGAUAGAGGAUUGGUACCGGCACCACCAGGAGGCGGAUCUGACAGAGUUCUUGUGUGCGAGGCACGUGCUGCGGGGCCAGGACCAGAGCUGCCUGGAGGAGCACUGGGACAGCAGGAAAGGAGACACGGGGCCUUCGACUGGGACAAAAAAGCAGAAAAAACAAGGAGAGAAGAAAAAUAAAAGCAAGAAAGAGAAUUCUGGCCCCGAGGAAGAGAGGAGGCAAAUGGAACAGCCAACAGCAGCUAAAGAGGAGCUAUAGCCCCAGGGGCAAUCCCUGCUACCCCACCCCUGUAUAUACCCCCCUUAUGCCCUGUGGGUACCAGUGAGGGGUUGGGGGGUGGGGGCAGCUCAGGGUGGGCUCAGGCUCAAUAACGUCCCUUUAUUGGACUGUUACCUGCUGUGUUACUGUGUAUUGGGGAGGGGGAAUCCCACCCACAGCCUGUGAUGUGCCCCCCCGGCUACCCCACCCGAAACCAACUGUAUGAUUGUGCCCCCCGUCUACCCCCCCCAAACUGACUGUGCCCCCCGCUACCCCCCCAAACUGACUGUAUGAUCGUGCCCCCCGGCUACCCCACCCCAAACCGACUGAUUGUGCCCUCCCCUAUCCUUUAGCGCUUAUGCAGCCUCUCCCAUGGCUCCGGGCCCCCCGCUCUCUCCCAGUAAGGCGCCUCCGGGCCCCCCGCUCUCUUCCAAUCUGAGCCAUAAAUACUCUGUACAAGAGGCUCCUGACCCAGUUGGCGCUGGUAUGACUGAGGGAGGGUCCAAGGACGGGAGCUCUGAGACCGUUCUUAGUGCUGAGAGUGCUGCCAAUGAUUAGACAGACCCUAUAGGGAUCUGCUGUACAGACAGCACUUUCUUUAUUUGUCCUGAACAAUAAAUGUUUAAAUCAGUCUCUGUAA
Messenger RNA from Xenopus tropicalis (tropical clawed frog), 1747 nucleotides. RefSeq names its product canopy FGF signaling regulator 3 (gene cnpy3). NCBI's taxonomy places the organism in Eukaryota, Metazoa, Chordata, Amphibia, Anura, Pipidae. The record is from RefSeq and is a predicted model, not a curated record. Gene Ontology annotation, cellular component: endoplasmic reticulum. The transcript has 9 exons. The coding region runs from base 1 to 1107 and encodes 368 amino acids.